AUGUCCCAGGGCAGCCCCACUUCCCUCCUGCAUCUCUCCAUCAUCCACUGGAUAGCUGAUAACUUCUAUUUGUGUGAAGGAAGCACCAUACCCCGUUGGCUACUAUACGAAUUAUAUGUGGAAAGCUGCAGUCCGUAUUUCAAGUGUCAAGUAAAUUCAGCCACCUUUGGAAAGAUUAUUCGAUUAGUUUUCCCGGGGCUGGGGACAAGAAGGUUGGGCACAAGAGGGAGUACCAGGUACCAUUAUGAUGGAAUAGCUAUCAAGAAGGACUCUUCCUUUUAUGAGAGUUAUUGCGCUCUUCUGUCUGAAAAAAAUUGUCACAGCAAGAAUUUGCACUGUUCUCCAUUUGUCAUUUAUCCUAAGACUGAACAAGAGAGAUUUCAGUACCUUUGGCCUGAAUCCAGCAGAUUCUGUCUUUGGGAGCAGCAAGAGCUAGCGAAGAAAUACCCCUAUGAAACGGUUGUACUGCUUGCCAAUGAGUACUACAGCCAUUGUCAAGUCAUUUUACAUAUGGUGAGAACGAGGGAGCUUGACAAGGUGGAAGGCUGUAUCAUGUCAUUCUGGAAGUCUCUGCCACCUGGAAAGAUAGCACUGAUGUCCUUGCCAGAUGUAUGCCAACUGUUGGAAAGCUAUGACAGGCAGCUGUUCAAGGAAAUGGAGAACAUCCUACUUCACGAUUUUCUGGAGGAGGUGCCUCUGCAACACAUUAAGGCAAUCAGAUUGUUCAGUAAAAAUGUUGAACUUUGGAUGGUUAAUGCUUUGGAAUGCUUUCCCUUACAGCUCCAAACAUCCAAAUCUAAAGAAGUUACAGUGUUUAUAAAAAGACUCAGGAGAAAGACAGACCUUGCUAACAUGGUUAAGACAAUGAGAACAGUCUUGAACAGCCACAGCAAAGUCACUGUUUUGCGAUCAGACUUGCAUGCUAUCAUCGAACAGCGAUUUCUGGAUAUUCCUGGAAACCUCGUUCAAAAGGCGUUUAGGAGUCCGGAGGAGCCGCAGAAUGACAUAGAACUCAAAUGUUUGAAUGACUUAGUGUCUUUGCUGACACCUUCCACAGAUAUCCGGGUUCUCCUGAACUGUGUGUCUUCGAAUCUUCAUGCUUUUGUCAUUCAGCCAAGCAGGAAUAAAGAGGAGUUUAGAGAACUGGCAUCAGAUUUCCAUUUGAGAUGGAACUUCCUACUGAGAACAAUAAGCAAGGCUCUGACCCUCAACAACACAGACAGUUUUGGAUCCUGGCAUUUGCUUAACUUGCUACUCAUGGAUUUUGUGGCUCACAUUUUCCUGUCCUAUACAGAGGAGAAAGAAUAUGAAAGUUUCUGGGUUGCAAAGCAAAAUGAGUUGCCUGUUCUGUGGCAUUAUGAGCCCAGCUAUCUCUGGGGCUAUUUUGCAGAAGAGCAACAUCAAGUCAAUACUCUACAGCCAGCUUUGACAACUUCAAUGCCGAGCCAGAAUAACUUUGGAGAGAACCAUGUUUUCCAGAGUUCUGAGAUGUUUGGUGGACACAGCCACUGGCAGCAAGGUGAAAUAAACACUAACUUUAAAGAAAAUAACAAAAAAAAGGGAGGGGGGGAAGAUCAGUUGGGAGGGAUCUCAGGAAGUCUGUGA
Messenger RNA from Melopsittacus undulatus (budgerigar), 1605 nucleotides. RefSeq names its product regulatory factor X8 (gene RFX8). NCBI's taxonomy places the organism in Eukaryota, Metazoa, Chordata, Aves, Psittaciformes, Psittaculidae. Gene Ontology annotation, biological process: regulation of transcription by RNA polymerase II. Gene Ontology annotation, molecular function: RNA polymerase II cis-regulatory region sequence-specific DNA binding; DNA-binding transcription factor activity, RNA polymerase II-specific. The record is from RefSeq and is a predicted model, not a curated record.